AUGGCGCUGCCCUCAGUCAGCUCCCUCGAGGAGUGCUCCGAGUGGGCCAGGGUCGCCGAGCCCUUCAUCCCGCAGCUCCUCGACCUCCCGCGCAAGAUUGCCGCGAGCCCGCAAUCGCUUCCCCAGAUCUAUCUCGAGACGAACCCCCUCGUCUCGGGCUUUGCCUUCUCCCUGCUCAUCGCCCUCAUCACUCUCGGUCUGUCCGAGUACCACAGGAACUACUCCCAGAUCGACCGCCUGUGGAGCUUGCUGCCCAACUGGUACGUCCUGCACACGGCUGCGUGGGCGUACCUGAAUGGCGAGCCAUCGCACAGAGUCGCUCUCGCCAGUGUCGCGACCACUCUCUGGAGCGCGCGACUGACCUUCAACUACUGGCGCAAAGGAGGCUACGAGCGCGGAAGCGAAGACUAUAGAUGGGAAAUUGUUCGCAACUACGUCCCCGGCUGGGUCUUCUUCAUCUUCAACGUGACCUUCAUCUCCUUCUACCAGUCCAUCCUCCUUUUCAGCUUCGCCGCCCCACCCGCCUACUCCCUCCUCCUCGUCAGCCGCAUCGAGCCCGAGGUCACCGCCGCUGACUGGUCCUUCUUCUCCAUCAUCGUCGGCCUUGUGCUCAGCGAGUUCGUCAGCGACGGCCAGCAGUGGGAUUACCAGCACGCCAAGGCCGCGUACAAGAAGGAUGCCAAGGUGCCGCGGGGCUGGGCGCAGGAGGACCUCGACCGCGGUUUCAUCACGAACGGGCUUUGGGCGUACAGCAGGCACCCCAACUUCUUCGCCGAGCAGAUGAUUUGGUUCGUGCUGUACCAGUGGAGCUGUUACGCGACCAAGGUCCUAUACAGCUACACGGGCGCGGGCGCCGCGCUCCUCAUCAUGCUAUUCCAGGGCUCGACGUGGCUUACCGAGUUCAUCACCUCCGGCAAGUACCCCGAGUACCAGCACUACCAGAAGCAAGUUGGGAUGUUCAUGCCCAAGUCGCUUUCUGCGUACUCGAAGCCGCAGCCCAAGGUCAUCCGGACGAGUGAGCUUGCCAAGAGACAGAGCAAGAAGGACAAAUAA
Messenger RNA from Colletotrichum navitas, 1053 nucleotides. RefSeq lists its product as uncharacterized. Gene Ontology annotation, cellular component: membrane. The transcript has 3 exons. NCBI's taxonomy places the organism in Eukaryota, Fungi, Ascomycota, Sordariomycetes, Glomerellales, Glomerellaceae. Bases 1 to 1053 code for a protein of 350 amino acids. The record is from RefSeq and is a predicted model, not a curated record.